AUGAAUGUGGUCACUCUUGUCGAUGAGUCAGAAAGUGGCCCACAAAAAGGUGUCCAGGGGUCUGAAGCAACAAGUGACUGGGUCAUCAAGGCCAAAUUCACUUUAUCUUUAAUAAGGGUUUGCACUUUGCAUGCAGUGAUGGAACCUGAACUUCUGAGCUUCCACAAAACCCUCACGAAUGCAGAUGUGAAACGGAACUUUGAACUGUCGAACAAGGCACUUUAUCUACCGGCCAGCAAUGGAGUCCUGAUCGUCCGGGACGUGGACGGAAUACCAUAUCGAUUUAGAGCCCCAAAAAGGAGGAGUGGGAGGCGUUCUUUGACCCAGGAUUGGAAGGCUUUUGCAGUUGCCAAAGAGCUUAAAGUCGUUCAGAAAAUAAGAAUGUAUCGCCUAGGUCAUGGGAAUGAAUAUGUCAUGGAAGUGCGUGUCCAACUGUUUGGAAAGGUUAUAGGUUGGCCACGACUUUAG
Messenger RNA from Ilex paraguariensis (yerba mate), 468 nucleotides. NCBI's taxonomy places the organism in Eukaryota, Viridiplantae, Streptophyta, Magnoliopsida, Aquifoliales, Aquifoliaceae. The record is from the annotation of a GenBank genome assembly.